Messenger RNA from Botrytis deweyae, 1913 nucleotides. RefSeq lists its product as uncharacterized. The transcript has 3 exons. Gene Ontology annotation, cellular component: nucleoplasm. Gene Ontology annotation, biological process: CENP-A containing chromatin assembly; DNA replication-dependent chromatin assembly. Gene Ontology annotation, molecular function: histone binding. The record is from RefSeq and is a predicted model, not a curated record. The coding region runs from base 162 to 1643 and encodes 493 amino acids. NCBI's taxonomy places the organism in Eukaryota, Fungi, Ascomycota, Leotiomycetes, Helotiales, Sclerotiniaceae.
UUAUCAUAAAUUCAUUUCUAUAUCACCUCCUAACUCCACCAUUCAUCAAUUGUUAACGUUCUACAGUUACAAUUGAACAACAAGAUUGACCUUUCCCAAAGCUCUACCAAUUACCUCAUUCGCGCACCUUAAAUUCCCAAUUGCUCACCUAUAAAGCUAUAAUGGCAGAACCAGUCGAGCCACCCAUCACCUUAUCCGCGCAAGCAUCCGCAGAUUUGGAAGCAUACAAUUCGGCCAAAGUAUCGCUCGCUGAAUACUGUGCAAAAGGAACUGCUGAAUAUGCACAAAAGCGUUACGACGAUGCCGUAGAUCAUUAUGCGCAAGCCGCCGAAUUGCAGGCUGAAAUCAACGGAGAAAUGUCACCGGAGAAUGCAGAGAUUCUGUUCUUGUAUGGAAGAGCCCUCUUCAAGGUUGCGCAGCAACAAAGUGAUGUAUUGGGUGGUAGAGCUGGAGGUGAGAAACAAAAGCCUAAGAAGAAGAAUGGCGCAAAGAAAGUAGAUGCCAUUGCAGAAGAAGAUGAGACCGUUAAGACGGAAGAUGAGAAAAAGGAUGAGGCCGGAAAGACAGAAGCAGAAGAAAAGGCAGAUAAGGUGGCCGAGGAAGAGGUUGCGAUAAUUGCAAAUGGAGGCGCUACAAAGAAAGAGGAGAGUUCUAGCACAAAUCCAAAUAAGCCUCUGUUUACGUUCACGGGAGAUGAGAAUUUUGAAGAUUCAGAUGAGGAGGAAGAGGAAGCAGAGGAAGAAGAUGAAGAAGACGAUCCCCUCAAUAUUGCUUUCGACAUCCUGGAUUUGACCCGUGUAUUAUUCGAGAAGAGGUUACAGGCGGAUGAGGGAGAGGGCAAGGGUAAAGAGACUGGCGAUAAUCCUAUGACUACCCAUAUCAAAGAGAGGCUCGCGGAUACACGUGAUCUCUUGGGAGAGAUUUCUCUUGAAAAUGAAAGAUUUCCAGCCGCAGUUGCAGAUUUCAAGGAAUCCCUCGCCUUGAAACAGAGUCUCUUCCCAGAAGAAGAUGAACAAAUUGCCGAAGCGCAUUACAAAUUAUCCCUCGCCCUCGAAUUUGCAUCAAUUACACAAACUGAAACCGACGAUAAGAAGCCCAACGCAGGAGCCGACAAUGUUGACGAGGAAAUGAGAGCUGAAGCUGUCAAAGAAUUGGAAUUGGCGAUCAAGAGCACCAAACUCAAGCUACACAAUCAAGAAGUUGAAUUGGCAGAGUCGGCCGUAUCAGAAGAUAAUGAUGUUACAAGACACAGAAUCGCCGAUGUCAAAAGUAUCGUUGCGGAUAUGGAACUUCGUCUCAAAGAACUCCGCGCUCCACCUGUGGACAUCAACCAGGCUUUGGCUUCAGCCCUCGCUCCAGCUGGCGCAACCCAAUCCAAUGCUAUGAGUGGCAUUCUAGGAAGCGUCCUCGGAGAAUCUGCUUCUGAUACCGCUGCACGUGUUGAAGAAGCCAAAAAGACAGCUACGGAUCUAACAGGUUUAGUCAGACAUAAGAAAAAGGAGACUAAAGAUUUACCAAUACAAUCAGGUUCGAAGAGAAAGGCAGAAGAAGAGCCAGAAGUUGAGGGCGAAAGUAGUGAUGGGGGAAAAGAGAAGAAAGCCAAGGUUGCUAGUGUAGAGGAAACUGCUGAGAAGACUGCUUAGUUGUUUUUUCGACCGAGUUCAGGUGGGGAUAAAAACAAGGGAUAUUUUAACGAAAGGGGAACAAUUGGAUCCAACAUUGGAAGCAAAACGAGUUUGUAAUAAAAUGACUGGUGCUAGGCAGGCGUCUAUAUGAAAUCACAUAGGAUACUAUGGAUUAUUUUCAGUGAUCAUUUCGAUCCACUGUGUAUGUACAAUGAAUGAUCAACGUGGUUUCAAUUACGAUACACGAAUGAAGUCGAGAACCUGAUUGAAAUUUCAAAGCUUUUCCUU